Messenger RNA from Tachysurus fulvidraco (yellow catfish), 2214 nucleotides. RefSeq names its product cytochrome P450 2B4-like. Gene Ontology annotation, cellular component: intracellular membrane-bounded organelle; cytoplasm. Gene Ontology annotation, biological process: xenobiotic metabolic process. The coding region runs from base 474 to 1991 and encodes 505 amino acids. NCBI's taxonomy places the organism in Eukaryota, Metazoa, Chordata, Actinopteri, Siluriformes, Bagridae. The record is from RefSeq and is a predicted model, not a curated record. Gene Ontology annotation, molecular function: iron ion binding; oxidoreductase activity, acting on paired donors, with incorporation or reduction of molecular oxygen, reduced flavin or flavoprotein as one donor, and incorporation of one atom of oxygen; heme binding. The transcript is spliced from 9 exons.
UCACACAUACACACACUAUCACACACACUCUCUCUCACACGCACACACACUCUCUCUCACACACACACACACUCACUCUCACACAUACACACUUACCCCACCCGUGUAUCUCGUUCUCCAUCUGUUCCGCAGCCCCCUCUCUGCCUCCCCAACCCCACCCCCGUCAUGUACGGUCUUCCACUGUGUUUAUUUCCAUGAUAAAAUCUCCUGCCAAUUUCACUGCAUUCUUUCAAACAUUUGAAUCUAUUAUCCUGAUAAAAAAACACCCCCCAGAGGAAUGUUGCGUCACACCCCGGUGACUGCAGGUCUGUUAGAUCUUUAGCUGUACAGAGGUGAAGAGUGAAACCUGAGAUUGUGACAUGGAGUUACAUCAUUACUAACAGAAACCUCCCCCAUUCCUGUUUUUCCUGAAUCAGACGUCUGAGCGCUCCGGCUCUCUGCACUCUGCACUCUGCACUCUGCUCUCUCUCAGCAUGCAGUCUGUACUCAGAUAUCUGGACCCGGGUCUCGUGAGCCUGGCCGUGUUGCUCGGCCUCGUCUCUCUGGUUCUGCUUGAGAUCUUCAAGUUGAUUUCCUCAAAGAGCCGCAGUCCUCCUGGACCCACGCCGCUGCCCUUCGUGGGAAACCUCCUCCAGUUCAUGAAGGACCCGUUGAAGGCCACAAGAUCGAUGGUGCAGUACGGCGAGAUGUGCUGCGUGUACGUGGGCCGGCGGCCGAUGAUCGUGCUGAACACCAUCGAGACGGUGAAGGAGGCGCUGGUGCAGAAAGGCACUGUUUACUCCGGGAGACCCCCCAUGCCUUUAAUAGAGUGGGUGACCAAAGGCUACGGUAUUAUCGCAGUCACAUACGGCCAUGCCUGGAAGCAGCAGCGACGUUUUGCUCUUCACACGUUACGUAACUUUGGUCUGGGGAAGAAGACGAUUGAGGAGCGAGUGGCCGAGGAAGCGAACUGUCUAAUCACAGAGAUGCUCAAACAUGAAGGGAAAGCGUUAAACCCCAUGCACCCCAUAAUGAACGCCGUCUCCAACAUCAUCUGCUCCAUCGUCUUCGGAGAUCGCUUCGACUACAACAACAAGCGCUUCGCUAAACUUCUGGAAAUCCUGAACGAAAACAUUCGGCUCUCCGGCUCGCCUGUGGGAAUGAUCUUCAACUUGAUCCCUUUUAUCAAACACUUCCCCGGGCCGCACCAGAAGGUCCGUCAGAACGCCGAUGCUUUAGUAGAGUUCAUUCGUGAGUUGAUGGAGGAACACAGAGAGAAGCUGGACGAGGAGAACCUGCACGACUUCAUCGACGCUUACCUGGUGGAGAUACGCAAGCAAGAGCCGAUAGAAGAUUCGACGUUUCAUGAGGAGAACCUGCUGAUGUCCACCGCCGAUCUCUUCCUGGCGGGAACGGAGACCACAGCCACCACUCUCAGAUGGGGUCUGAUUUUCAUGAUGAACCACCCAGAGAUACAAGAACGCUGUCACCAGGAGAUCGUCCGUGUGCUCGGUUACGAUCGGGCUCCCAGCAUGGACGACCGCACCAGGAUGCCGUACAUUCACGCCACCGUACACGAGAUCCAGCGCUUCGGGAACAUCGUUCCACUCGGCGUGGUUCACCAAACUACAGAGACGUCGCAGCUACGAGGAUACACCGUCCCUAAGGGAACUGAGAUUGCACCCAAUUUAAUGGCCAUAAUGCAGGAUAAGGAGCACUGGAAACACCCGGAUAGCUUUAACCCCGACAACUUCCUGGAUGAGAACGGACAGUUCUGCAAAAACGAGUUCUUCCUGGCGUUUUCUCUGGGUCCGAGGGUGUGUCUCGGCGAGUCCCUUGCGAGGACGGAGCUCUUCAUCUUCUUCACGUCUCUCCUGCAGAGGCUGCGGUUCUCCUGGCCACAUGACGCUCCGCCCAUCAACAUGGACGGCAAUAUGGGCGUGGUCAGGAUGCCCCCCACCUUCCACAUGAUCUGCCGUAGCAGAGAGUGUUCAGUACCCUUAACACCGUGAUGUUCUGUUCCAUCACAGCAGAUAAUAAACACUCAGAAGUUAAAGAGCUUUUACUAAAAGUUUAUACAAUUUAAUAUUAAAUAUCUCACUUGGAGACUGUGGGUUUUUGUAGCUGAGCUAAUUCAUACAUGAAGAAAGUUUAUAAAAGUUUAUAAAAAAAAAACUGUACAUAAGCUCCGUCAUUGUAUAUUAGUGUUUUAAUAAAUACACAAUUUAAUCUGAA